Molecule: messenger RNA, 731 nt
Organism: Neltuma alba
Lineage: Eukaryota; Viridiplantae; Streptophyta; Magnoliopsida; Fabales; Fabaceae
Product: KIN14B-interacting protein At4g14310-like
Exons: 1
Source: RefSeq, a predicted model, not a curated record
UACCUCAACUUCCCAUGUCCACUUCAUCCACUCGCCGGAUGAAAGACCGAGACGGAGGCGACGGCGGCGCCUCCGCCGUCAAAGUUACCGCUCACCGACCUUCCAGAUCUCUAACCCCUGCUUCAAGCUCCGACAAAAUCCCCAGCGCCAAUGCUCUCCGUAAAUUGUCUGCAGAGAAAGAGAAUCGGAGAUCCACGUCCCGUGGAGCCGCCGCGGCCCCGACCCAGAGACCUACUAUUCGACCCAUGCCCCGCGUCGAUAAGGCAUCGCUGGUAGGGGUAGGAAGCGGCAGUGACAGUCGUGACAGGAAGUCCACGUCGUCGGUCCCUCGAGGUAGGAGCUCUAGCCCUUCUGACUUUACCAGGGUGUUUUCGGAUACCCGAAAAGAUAGGCGGGUUUCAGUGGAUCGGGUCGUUAAGGGGUCGGUCGCAGAACCUGACCGUUCUGCUUUCAGUGGGAGUAGGGGUCUGAGAGUUUCUAAUCAGGCAAAAGGGUAUAGAGAUUUGAGCGUCAAAGGAAGCGCGCAGGUUGGUAGUAAAGCAAAAUUUCGAGGGCAUACUGAGGAAAGUGCAACAAAGAUUUUGAAUUCAGGGAUUAAGAGUAGAAAUGGCGGAGUAAUGGAAAACAAAGUCGGAGAAAGUGAAAAUAAUAAAUCUUUUGUGAAAUCAAGUGCAAGUCAUGACAGGGGAGAUCUGCAGAUAUACCGUGAGAAGGUCCAUUCUGAAUCUGAG